Molecule: messenger RNA, 669 nt
Organism: Adineta steineri
Lineage: Eukaryota; Metazoa; Rotifera; Eurotatoria; Adinetida; Adinetidae
Source: the annotation of a GenBank genome assembly
GAUGUAUUAAAUCAAUCAUCGACAUCUCCAGCAUCAUUUAAGAAUUCAUUUUCACAUGUUUCGUCACGUGAUACAACAUCGCAUGAAGCAUUAACUGCUAUUGUUAUUAGUCAAAGUGAACGAUUUCGUAUUCGUAAUGUUGAAUUAGAGAACGAAAAUGUUUCAUUGAAACAACAAACGAAUAUAUUUCAAAAUGAAAUGGAUAAACUUCGAUCGGACAAUAUAAAACUAUAUGAAAAAAUUAAAUUCGUUCAGAAUUAUCCUACAACCCGCGGAACAGAUGAUCCUAUUGAUCAGUAUUCACGUGGUUAUGAUGCAUCAUUGGAUCCAUUUACUAAUUUUACGAAACAAGAAAAACAAAAGAAAUAUGAAUCACUUAAAAUUCAUGAAAAAUUUGCUUUAAACUUUGGUAAAUUUAUUCUCUCAUCACAUCAAAGUCGAACAUUUUUUGUCAUUUAUUUUAUUCUCGUUCAUAUUCUUAUCUUUCUUUCUCUUUAUAAAAUGGUUCAUGUUGGUUCAUCCGUACGUGAUAUGUCACAAGUUUGUUUUGAUAAAUUUCGAGAACAUAUGGCAGGUGUACAUGGAGAAAAGAAUUUUCAUUUUGAACAUGGCCAUGCUCAUGCUCCACCAGGUGUCGUUCUAGCUGCAGCACCACCACCUCAUCGAUAG